Molecule: messenger RNA, 1521 nt
Organism: Acanthosepion pharaonis
Lineage: Eukaryota; Metazoa; Mollusca; Cephalopoda; Sepiida; Sepiidae
Source: the annotation of a GenBank genome assembly
AUGAAUCGACAAAAGGACGAGAAAGGGAAACUCUUUAUUGGAAGAUUAAGUUGGGAAACUCAAUCAGAUACUCUGCUUAACUACUUCAGCCGUUAUGGAGAAGUAAUUGAUUGUGUUGUGAUGAAAAACAAGGUGACUGGUUGUUCAAGGGGUUUUGGGUUUGUGACUUACAAAGAUCCAGAAUGUGUUCAUUUAAUCUUGUCUGGUGGGCCUCACAUCAUUGAUGGGCGACAAGUGGAUCCAAAGGCUUGCAAUCCACGCACUCCAUAUAAGGUAGUGGAAACCAAACCGCAAUCUGCCCCACCUGAAAACCAAAACAGAAAAAUCUUUGUUGGUGGCCUUCCUUUUGAUGUAGAUGAAGGAAUUUUGAUUGAUUUCUUUUCCAGAUACGGCAAGGUGAAAGAAGCAUCAAUUAUGUAUGAUUUACAAAAGGGAAGAUCCCGAGGCUUUGGGUUUUUGACGUUCAACAAUGAAGACAGCGUUGAUGAAGUUUGCAAGGAACAUUUUGUGACCAUCAAUGGGAAGCAGGUUGAAUGCAAAAGAGCAGAGCCCUUAAGCAAAAGUAAAAUUCCUCAGGACAACGAUGGCAGCAGUAGCAAUAACAACAAUUAUUUUAUGCCAAAUUCUCCCCCUCCCCCUCCUCCAAUGCUUCACCAACUGCAGCAUCCUCCCCCAUCCCUUGAUCUCAAACCUGCUCCUCCUGCACCAGGAAUUGAGAUGUGGAGGCCACCACCUGAGGGUAGCAAUAGUGAGAAUAGAAAAGACAUGACAAGUGAAAAUGGUUACAAUAGUGUUUCCAAUGGAGACAGUGUAAGGCAGCCUUAUACUGCCAAUGGGGCCAUUCCUUCCAUCUACCAACCCGUAAGCUAUCCAGGUAUUUACUCAAUAGCCCAGCAACAGCAGAUGCGCCAACAGCAACAGUCAGCUGUGCCAGUGCAGCAACCCACCACAGCUGGGCAAACAUAUCCACCUCCAGUGUACCCUAAUUUCUCAAGUCCACCUCCACAACAAUCUGCACAUGACUAUAUGGCUCCUUGGAACCAGCCUGCAUCUCUAGAAUCCCCAGGGCAAACUGCUCCCAGUGACAGAGGUCAAUGGACUGGAGUGCCACCACCCAACCUCUUACCAACUCAGCUACCACCACAGCAGCAGCAACAACAACCACCACCACCCCCACCACUGCAACCAAAUUCGUCAUAUAGCAUCUCAAACCAAAUGACAUCACCAUCUACUCUUCCUACUGUUUACCCAGGAUUGUCUCCCUUAGGUCAGCUUAAAAUCCCUCCAAAUUUUGUCAACACUCCUCAAACACCAGUUCAGCAACCAACACCUGGAAUGCCUUAUUCAAAUUUUGGUUUUGGUGAUAAUGAGAAUGCCAACUUCCCUACUGGUCCUGCUACUCCUUCGCCUGCUGGAAAUGGACAUAUGAUGAUGUUUACGCACACAGAUGCUGCUAAUCCAGGACACACUUACAACCAAAGACAACCAAUCACACAAUCAUAUCAUCCAUAUCGGCGUUGA